GAGGUGGGAUGGGUCCUUAGUUAGGUGGGCUCAUGAAGGGACAGGGGUGAGCUGCUGGGAUUGGGGACGCAUCAGGAUUCAGGUGGAUGGGAUGGGUGAAUAUUUGGGAACAGGUGAAGUGGCUGGUGUUUCUGAGAGAUGAAGGUGGGGCAGAGCCUCAGAGCAUCCCAGAGUUGUUGCAGUGUGGUUUGGAGGAUUGUCUGUUGGAAUAGUGGGAUUGAUGUGGGAGCUGGAGGCUGAGGUUGGAGGUUUGUGUGUGCUUUAUUUCUGGUAAUCCACAGGAGUGUGUGCAGACAGAUUUGUGAUGGUAAGGGUUUUUUCCACAUGCUUCCCCUUGGGGAUAAGAGUAAGCCUGUAGGAUUUAUAGGAGCCUAAAAGCUCUGGAUAUGCACAAAUCCUGUGUUAAAUUUUGAGAUUGCAGCAUGUUUUCAGAUUGCUUUUAUUCACUGCUCAGUCUGGAGAGUGGGUCUGGGGUGUCUGUAGCUGCUCAGCACUGCGGGGGACUUGGAGGGAGGUCAGCUGGGAAGGAUCAGGUGGAUACUGGUGCAAUCUUAGAAAAUGAGAAAUUUAACAGUGUCCUGCAUUUGAUUUUUUUAAAUAUAUCUGAGAAGAAGAUAAACUCCACUUUGUGAUCCCUCAGGGAUGUGAUAAAUCUCCCUCAUGAGCCACAUCCUUGUUGGGUAGGACCCAAAAGCUGCAGCACUGGAGCUGCAGCUCAGGUUUUGUGUUUGAUGAGUCAACCCGAGUCUCUUUCAUGUUCAUCCCACCUGUAGCUGUCCAGGACUCCCUCUGGAGAUCAGCUGCCUGAGGGAGGAUGCUUUAGUGCAAUAGUUGUGGUUGUAUAUCAUGUGUCCAAAGUUGUCAUGUGUCCAAAAAACGUCAUAUUCUGCUUCAGGGCCACGGGAACAUCUAAAGCUUUUGGCUCUUCCUUCAGCAGGAAGGUCAGAACUGGACAAAGCAGAUGGGGUUGAAGCUGGACACCUCUAGAGAGCAGGAAAAUAUGUCUGAACAGGGAGAGACAGCGAAUUCUUGAGAGAAAUCCUGGUCACGUAUUUUGGGAGCAGUGUGUCAUUCUUGGAAUGAAACCUGCUUUUAAUGGUGAGAUAGUUUCUGAAAGAAGCAGGGUUUUUAUAUAAUCUCCCUUCUGAACUCUGAGCUGGUUUACAUUUGCUCCCACAGCCUUUUGAGCAGAUUGUUUUCUAAGUCCAGCCAAUAAAGCAGGAGUUUGUUGGGCAUUUGGGGAAGUGUGGCCUGGUGAGUUGGGUGUAAUCUUCUUAUCCAGAAGAGCUUGUGUAACACGCAGUGAAGUGCAGGAGGUCUGAUUGAGGCUGCCUUGAUAAUCCCUACUCAAUCAGGGGAGAGUUGGCUGCUCCCUGGGAAGUGAGGGAAGAGGGAAUUGUGCUCCAGGUCACUUAGAUACACUGAGGAAUUUUUUAUUCUGAGACUGGGGCUGUUAAUAUGUGUCUUGCACUAGGCAGUUUUAUUCUGAAGUGUUGUUGCAUGUACAGGUGCUUCAAGAAAUGAAAAAAAAAAAAACUUUGUUUUUUUGAGUCCUAAAUUAGAACUUGUCCUGAAAUAAUUCCUUGAAAUACUUCCCAAGGUUCUGCUUUGUGCCAGAUGCUGCCAUGAUGUUAUCACUUUGGACUCUGCAGAGCCUCGAGUUCGUUGUCCAAGUUCAGAGCCAAGGUCAAAGAGCUGCCACGUCCAGCAGAUGUGGCAGAUCUUUGGGCUGCUGCUGGCUGUGCAAACAGAGAGGCUGCAGGAGGAAAGGGCAGCCAGGGUGACACAGUGACAGCCCCGAGCCACCUGUGACACAGAGUGGCACACCUUGAUCAGCUGUGACACUCUGUGCUUGCUCACAGGUGACGUGGCAAAACUGGCUCGCAAGUAGUUAAAAUUCCAAGGGCAGUGCCAUUGGUGGCUGUCACUUGCCAAAACAGCACAGCUCUAAACUGAAAAGGAAAACCCAACACCUCUUUUUUUCUGAGGAAGGAGAGUGGGCUCCUUUCUCCAGUGAAGUCUGGCAUUUAAUUUGGAAGUUCUCCUGGUGGACACCUGAUCUUUCUUUCCCAGACCAAAGGAUGGGCAGCUGGCAGCAUUAGGCACAGCAGCAGGAAGAGAUGAUAUGAAGUGCUGUUAAUCCUCUGACACCGUGCCCUGGAUCCCCAUGGUAUGUCUGAAGGACACAUCUCUGCAUGUUCUGAAUAUGCCAGGUGAAACCCAAGAAUAACUUUCCACGGGAGUUUGUGACCUCUUAAAGAGGAAGAAGUCAAGAGAGGGCAACUUUUAUUCUGUAUUUAGCCCUAGGUUGUCCUCAUGAAUACUCCCGUGGAGAAUGUCCAUGAUCUUCUUUGCCUGUGUGGUGAGGGUGAGGGAUGGGCUUCCCCUCUCGGCCUCCACAGAUUUCCAUCUCAACCAGGACUUUCUGGAGUGCAGGAAGAGGCUGAAGGCGCUCUCCUCCAUCCUGGCUCGCUACCCAAGUCGGGGCACGGCCAAAGGAUGUAACCUGAGCAUCCAUUUCCUUUCUUCUGGGGAUAUUGCCUGCAUGGCAAUCUGUUCUAGCAGCUACUCAACCAUCAUGGCCUUCUGCUUCCUGGAAGAGCUUCGCUGGGAAUUUGCUGCUUCCUACAACACAAGGAGCAUCAAUUCAGCUUCCAGACCAUAUGCUUUUAUUGAAUUUGAUAACACCAUCCAGAAGGUGAAACACCAUUUCAACAGCAGCCGCGGCUCCCGGGCCAAGGCCGGCUGGGAGAGGGUGGAAGAGGAGCUGAAGCUGCAGCCCCCAGUGCAGCUGCAGCUGGAGGCCACCGAGCUGCUGAACGGGCUGAGCAAUGGAGAGCAUGCAGGAGGCCAUGUGGAGGUUGUCCCUACUUACAGAAUGCAGCCUGUGACCCCCCUGGGGAUUCUGUCACUUGUUCUGAACAUCAUGUGUGGAGCUCUGAACCUCAUCCGAGGAGUUCACCUGGCAGAAUAUUCCUUUCAGGAGGACCACGAAGGCAUUGGAAAUGUGAUAGCUUUUUUUAUACCUUUUCUAGCCUGUGUUUUUCAGUGUUACCUGUACCUCUUCUACAGCUCAGCCAGGAAGGUGAAGACAUUUCUGCUCCUUUUCUGUGUCUGCUCAUGCAACAUCUACUUGUAUGGAUUGAGGAACCUCUGGCAAAUCUCCUUCCACAUAGGAGUGGCUUCUCUUUCCUCUUAUCAGAUCCUGACAAGGCAGCUCCUGGAGAAACAGCCUGACUGUGGUGUAUGAGAAAAAAAAAACCCAAAACUUGGGGUUUGCUACUCUGUUUUUACAACUCUUUUUUUUUUUUUUUUUGUAUUCACCUGGCCAAAAAUAGCUCAGAGUGUUUUUUAGUCAUGGUUAUUGCAAGGAGAAGAGUUCCAAGCAAUUUGGGAUAAGUAGGAUCCUGUAAUUGUGUCCAGCACACAGCGAGGGGUGCAGCUGGAUGUCACAUGGUGCAUGGAGGAGCUUGUCAGGUGUCACCACUGAUGGAAGCUCUUGCCAUCAGCAGGCUUUUCCUCCUUGCUGCCACCAUCCAGACAGCAUUUUGCCAUUUGUCUCACUGGCUCUGUGACAGCUUGGCAGGUCAGUCUUGCCCUGAUGCUGCAAAUACUCAAAAUAGUGUAGUAAAACAAAGGUGAAGUGAUGAGCAACAUUUUUGUCUCUAGAUUGUCUUGGUAAAUAUGAGUGAAGGGGUUGUUUGCUGUAAAUAGGUGAGUGCAGUAUCAGUGAGGAAAAUGCUGAGGGUGAGCUUCAGGAUCAUUUUUCUAGGUUUGGAAGGACAGGGAAAGGCUGUGACUCUUUUAUAAACCACAAAAUCUAUAAAUAUCUCCGUGGCUGAACAGCACAUUGCAGUUUAGUGUGUGCUCAUGGGUUAAUUGCAAAUAUGCUUGGGGCAGCAAAAAAUAAUCCAAGUGGGUGUAAGUGAUCUGUCAUCUCUUGUGGCCUUUGUUUCCUUGGCUGAGGUCACUUUUAGGAUAAGGGCAAUUCCAUCUUUCCUUGGCCUGUAUGGAUAAUAAAUCUUCCAAGCCUAUUUAUGACAGGCCACUGACUCCUUCACCUUUUUUUAACAAAAUGAGUAGCUGGUGAGCAGAAAGCCAUUUCCAGGAAUAGAAAGCAAGAGCAGGGUCUCUUUGUUCUGUAAAACACCUGUGGGUAAUGGAUGAAUUCUUACACUCAGAUGAGUUUCUGGGUGUGCACUUUGGAAUAGGGGACUGGAAUUCCCAACCUCUGCUGCACUGUACUGGCUGUUCUGCUCUCUCAUGGAUCCAGGUGCACAGGGGCAUUUGAGGGCAUAGAUGAAUAAUUUAGGCUGGCUGUUAAAAAAAAUGCAUAGCAGUUUGAUGCAGCUGUCCUUGAGGGGUUGUAGAGAUUCAAUCUGAGAUGUAGAGAAGUGUGGGUAUGUUAUUGUGGAAUUAUAGUCCUAAAAUUUCCUUUUUUUUUUUUUUUUCUGGUCAUUCCCAUUUUUUCACCAAAGAUUUCAUUUUCCUCUCACAUAGUCUCUACCUCUGGUUGCAAAGAGAUUAACAUGCAGCAGAGUUGUCUUUUUUUUUUGCAGGAGCACUUGACAAAAUUCCUUUCUUUUAUCUCAGUGAGUUUCCCCGGAAUCUCAGGAUGCAAACACGAGGAUCAGACCAGAAAUUUGUGGUGCUGGACUUUGGAAGCACUUCUGGAUGCAGCUGACUGCAGCAGCAGCAUCCAUGGGCAGCCCAUUACAGCCUGGGCAGUUUUUAGGACAUCAGGAGACUUUUCCCAGGAGGAAGUGUAGGGAUUUCUUUUUCUCUGCACUUACUGUAAGAACAACAUGAUAAAAACCUCCAAACCGUGAGGAAUAGUCUGGUAGGAAUGAUGGAGGAAUAUUUUAGCCAGGUAUUUAAGGACACAGCUGGAGCUGUGUGCCAUAAGGGAAAGGUUUUCUGGUAUAAGGGAGAGAAUUAAAGUUUGUCUGUCAUUAUCCCAGUUUUCUGUCAGAGUGCAAGUGGAGAAAUGAAGCCUCAAUUCAACCACUGUCCCUGAGACACCAAGAUGACCCCACAGAUGUGACAGGUUUUGUGCUGCUCUUAAUUUUCAUACUGUUCACUCCCAGUUUUCCCUGGUAAAUUACUGCUGGAGACUGCAGGGAACUCAGCCACCAGGUUAAAAAAAAAAAUCUGAAAAAAGAAUACCCCCAAAAAUAUGACACUAGAAACUUAACACUUUAAGGAUAAUGGAUCUGGUGACUGGUGGUGUUUUCCAGGAGGAUAAAUUUGAUAUCAACCUUUCUGUGGGCUUUCUGUGGGGAAAGGAUGAAGUGUUUGUACUAGAGACAGACAAAUCUUCAUGAGAAGUACUUUAGGACAGGAGCCAACUCCCUCCUCCUGCCUUUUUAUCCUCACUCUGGUUCAAAAAUCCAACAGAGGUUUUCCUGUUUCUCCUGGCCUGAGGCAUACAGAGCAUUUCCAGAGGGCAUCCUGAGAGCUGAUGGGAAAAGCUGUGACAUUCCUGAUGCUGCCCCAGCAUCCAUCUGCUCUGCCCUGACACAGAUCCAUCCCUGAGCCAGGGCACGGCAGGCACAGCUCUGCAAAGCACUUCUAGGACGGGGUUUCUGGAUAAUUGUGCAAUUAACAGAGUGGAGAAAGGUUAAAUUCAGCUUUUUUAAAAUUGGCUUUCCUAAAAACGUUUUGGUAAAAUCAAACCAAAUCAGUUGGUUUGUUUCUGCCUUUGCCUAAACUUCUGGUUUUUUGCUUUGUGGAUUUUUGGGGAAUGUGGCUGAAUCUUCAGGUGUUUUCUACCCAGUGACAAAGCUCUGUUUUGGUGGUGGUCUUAAUCCCUUUGCAACCUUUUAUUUUCCUGUAAUAGGUGUAAACGUAGAUUAGUCUGUGUGCACUUCAUAGCUUUGGGUUGGGGUUCCAGGGGGAGGCAGAGCACAUUGAAUUUAACCUAUUUUUAGUUUUAAUUUGGUAUUUAUCCCAUGUCCACACAGUAUUUAUACAGUUAAACAUUUUCUCCUGGCAAGACAGAAGACGAAUAGAAUAAUUUACAUUGAUCUCAGUGCUUUAAGAUUUGAUAAAAAAAGAACGACUUGCAAUUAGAGAAGAUAAAAUCUGACUCAUAAUGUGGAAUUUUUUCCUGUUUUGAAUCAAAUCCCCAAAGAGAAAUCCAUCCCUUUUUUCAGCUUUAAAGUGGUUAAUGUGGUUUGAAUUGCAUCUUCUUCAUUCUGUCACUUUGCAAGACAAGUCUUUUGGAAGCUCUUCUCACCCAGCAGCUCAGCACAAGCAAAUUGGCAAAGAAUAAACUUCAAUAAUUUCCAGAUUUGCUUAGUCAGUGCUUAGUCACUUUAUGAAGUUGGUAAUUCUCUGUUUUGUUUUGUUUUUUUCCCUUUUCUCCCAAAGACCUGUUGAGUUUGUAGAAGGUGGGCUGGUACCUUUUUAGACAUUUUUGCACUGUAUUAAUAAUUGAACCUGUGUAAAUGUGUAUAAAAUCAUUUUGCAUGUAUAUGUAUAUAUGUACAUAUAUCUAAUAAAUGGCUUUUUUUUGUAA
Messenger RNA from Taeniopygia guttata (zebra finch), 6520 nucleotides. It is a transcript of the gene SEC22C, whose product is annotated as SEC22 homolog C, vesicle trafficking protein. NCBI's taxonomy places the organism in Eukaryota, Metazoa, Chordata, Aves, Passeriformes, Estrildidae. The record is from RefSeq and is a predicted model, not a curated record. Gene Ontology annotation, biological process: endoplasmic reticulum to Golgi vesicle-mediated transport.